Molecule: messenger RNA, 501 nt
Organism: Entamoeba nuttalli P19
Lineage: Eukaryota; Evosea; Mastigamoebida; Endamoebidae
Exons: 1
Coding region: 1-501 (166 amino acids)
Source: RefSeq, a predicted model, not a curated record
AUGAAAAUUCUAACAUUCUGUAAAGUUAUAUUAUUGUCAAUACUUUGUUUUAUUAUAUAUAUUCCAACUUAUUUUGUUUAUGGACAAAGUGAACCUGAAGUUCAAAUAUUACAUACUUCAAUAACCUUCGUAGUAUGUUUUAUUAUUUGUUGUAUUGUUGCAUAUAAAUUUUGUGAUAAAACAGAAAAACCAACAAGAGUUAAUGAAGUACCAUUAAAAUCAUCUAAGUCAAAUUAUAUUCAACACUUACCAAAAGUAACUCCAAUUCCAAAAACAUCAAUUGUUCCAGGAAAUCCUAAUACUUAUGAUAUUCAAAAAAAAGAACAACACUUAUUAUUAAAAAUACAAGAAAAAGAAAAUGCACUUAAAUUUGAAAGUGAUCCACAAGUUCAAGCAGAUAGGAGAGUAGAAAUUCAAAAAUUAGAAUUAGAAUUAGAUGGUAUUAGACAAGCUAUGAAAAUGAAAAAUGAUCAAGCAAGAAAAAGAGUUUCAACUGCUUGA